ACUUGGGUGGGCACCCUGGGCCUGGAUCCAGGAAGCUAGGGAAGCGUAGCUCGGACUGCCACCACUUAGAGAAGCCAUGAGUUAAAUGCAAUGAGUUUAUUCUGAAAUCCAGCUCCAGGAACCGUGAGCUCUUUUAGGAGGUGGGGCGGUGCUGGUGGUACUUUCGGCCUCCGAACGCGAGAGGGCGUUGUGCUCCCCGUGUGGCCUGUUGGGAACUUGGAGUUAACUGAGCAAGCGCACUCAGGGCUCUUCUUUCGUCCCCACGUGUGUAACUUCCCGGCAACGUUUUCAAGUAAAAUGCCCAAAUUCAAGGCGGCCCGCGGGGCCGGGAGCCAGGAAAAGCAUGCGCCCUUGGCCGAGCAAAUCUUGGCUGGGGACGCGGUUCGGGCAGGGGCCCGGGAAAAGCGGCGCGGUCGCGGAACCGGAGAAGAGGAGGAAGAGUACGUUGGGCCGCGGCUGACCCGACGGAUUUUGCAGCAAGCGCGGCAGCAGCAGGAAGAGCUCGAGGCCGAGCAUGGGACUGGGGACAGGCCUGCGGCGCAGCGGGAGCGCACUACGCGGCUGGGUCCAGGAGUGCCACAGGAUAGAUCAGAUGAUGAGGAGUGGCCCACCCUGGAGAAAGCUGCCACAAUGACAGGGCCAGACUACCAUGCAGAGGUGGCUGUGGACCCUGAGGAUGAGCGUGCCAUUGAGAUAUUCAUGAACAGGAACCCUCCUGCCAGGCGCACCCUGGCUGACAUCAUCAUGGAGAAGCUGACUGAAAAGCAGACGGAGGUCGAGACGGUCAUGUCUGAGGUGUCAGGCUUCCCUCUGCCCCAGCUGGACCCCCGGGUCCUGGAGGUCUACCGAGGGGUCCGGGAGGUGUUGUCCAAGUACCGCAGUGGGAAACUGCCCAAGGCGUUUAAGAUCAUCCCUGCCCUGUCCAACUGGGAGCAAAUCCUCUACGUCACAGAGCCCGAGGCCUGGACUGCAGCUGCCAUGUACCAAGCCACGAGGAUUUUCGCCUCUAACCUAAAAGAACGUAUGGCCCAGCGCUUCUACAACCUGGUGCUGCUCCCCCGGGUGCGAGACGACAUCGCUGAGUACAAGCGACUCAACUUCCACCUCUACAUGGCGCUCAAGAAGGCUCUGUUCAAGCCUGGAGCCUGGUUUAAAGGGAUCCUGAUCCCGCUGUGCGAGUCGGGCACCUGUACCCUCCGGGAAGCCAUCAUCGUAGGUAGCAUCAUCACCAAAUGCUCCAUCCCGGUGCUGCAUUCCAGCGCAGCCAUGCUGAAGAUCGCAGAGAUGGAGUACAGCGGUGCCAACAGCAUCUUCCUGCGGCUGCUGCUGGAUAAGAAGUACGCGCUGCCCUACCGGGUGCUGGACGCCCUGGUCUUCCACUUCCUGGGCUUCCGAACGGAGAAGCGUGAGCUGCCCGUGCUUUGGCACCAGUGCCUCCUGACUUUGGUCCAGCGCUACAAGGCAGACCUGGCCACGGAGCAGAAAGAGGCCCUCCUGGAACUGCUCCGGCUACAGCCCCAUCCCCAGCUGUCUCCGGAGAUCAGGCGUGAGCUUCAGAGUGCCGUCCCCCGAGAUGUAGAAGAUGUUCCUGCCACCAUGGAGUGAGGAAGUGACACUUGUCCUUGUCUGAGGGGUGGGUGUGGGAGGACACCAGGAUUCCUGUUGGUGACUAAAAGUAACACUGAGCCUUUCCAGCUGAAGACCCAGUUGAGGGCUGUGAGAGGUCACGGUCAUCUGACUCCCCAGCACCUGUCAGGGAGGCCCAAGUCUGGCUGGCUCCUUCUUCCAUUCUGGGCCUGCAUCCCUACUCAGUUCUGGGAUCUGACUUGAGAUGCCACACCCUAGCACUCCCACUUCCCAGCUGGGGGUUGGAAUAGGCACUUUUUCUCAGGCUUUUGUCACUCGGUCACUGGAAUGUGGAUAAAAACAAAAGGUGGGUAUUUAUUGAA
Molecule: messenger RNA, 1949 nt
Organism: Camelus dromedarius (Arabian camel)
Lineage: Eukaryota; Metazoa; Chordata; Mammalia; Artiodactyla; Camelidae
Gene: BYSL
Product: bystin like
Exons: 7
Coding region: 298-1605 (435 amino acids)
Biological process (GO): rRNA processing
Cellular component (GO): preribosome, small subunit precursor; cytoplasm; nucleolus
Molecular function (GO): snoRNA binding
Source: RefSeq, a predicted model, not a curated record